CAACACGAUUGACGUCACCGAGCCAUCUUUGUCCACCUCUAAUCCAGCCGGCUGUUUAUUACACCUUCAUUACCGCACGGACACGGACAGCGCCGGGUUCUCCACUAGUUAGCCUGCAGAAAUAGGAUAAAAAAAGGAGGUUUUUGUACACAUAUCUCAGUGGCAGACACAGAGCCAGUGCUCCUCCUCGGCUAUAUAGGCAGGGAAACGCCACAAUAAGCCAACCAAAAGGGUGCCAGAGGGUUAGAGAGAGGAGCGCAACAAGAAGGCACAUCCACAUCCAUCUGCCAGCCACUUAGGACGCGCUAACAUCUCCAGUCCGGUUCUCAGCACACAGCUGCACAGCACAAUAUACUACCAGGAAAAUGUCUGCCCCAGCUGGAGCCCCCGCAGAUGCGAAUCAGCCCCCCAACCUCACCAGCAACCGUCGUCUGCAGCAGACACAGGCACAAGUGGAUGAGGUGGUGGAUAUCAUGCGUGUAAACGUGGAUAAGGUUCUGGAGCGUGAUCAGAAGCUGUCAGAACUCGACGAUAGGGCUGACGCCCUGCAGGCUGGAGCCUCUCAGUUUGAGACCAGCGCUGCAAAACUGAAGAAUAAAUACUGGUGGAAGAAUGCCAAGAUGAUGAUUAUCCUGGGUGUGAUAUGCGUGAUUGUCCUCAUCGUCAUUAUUGUGUACUUCAGCACCUAAGAAGAGUUGCUCCUACCCCAGUCUAAUCCUUCCUUGCUACAGAAAAGAAAAAACCCUCAAAUUGAUUACAAAAUUAUCCAUGAUAAUUCAUUUAUUAUAUAUAUCUCCCGAUUAGCCUCGAUAUAACACCCCUAAACCUUCAGGGCCCCAUGGCUCCCCCACUUCCACCACCUCGCCUCUGGACCCCUGUCAAUAUUUGUCCUGUGAGUGUGUGGCCCUGUCUCCUUUCUGGGUACUCUUGGCUUUUCUAACCUGCCAUACUGAGAACCAAAACACUUGUGACGAUGCAACAAACAGAAAAGGAAACAAACGAUUGGCGAUAAUUGUUACAUAACUGAUAUAUAUAGUUCUUUGUAGAGUUUUAUUCUGAUAUAUACUGUUUUGUAGGUGUGUGUGCGUGUGCGUGUGUGUGCAUUUUGUAUUUUUUAAUUUUUUGUAUUAAUUUUACGUAUGCUUCAGCGUUAACUACUGCCUAUUAAUCAAAAGUGUGUAUCUUGCAUGUUAUCAUCAUCUGUCUGUCAACCUGCUUACUCUCUCUCUCUGUCUCUCUCUUUUCGGUGUGUUUUUUGCACAGUGGAGUUUGUCUCCAUUUCACUAUGGACAUUUUGAUUUUCGAGUUCAUCUGUGUUACUCGUGUCAACUAAGAAAGUCCAAAAUAUGUCAGGGAACUAAAACUUGUACUAAGAAAAUAUCAAGUUACAGAAAUUUGAGCUAUCACACCGACAAAACUGCCCAUGAGAGUUACUCUUACUUCAGCUCUAGAUUUCUAUAACUUGAUGCCAGCAUUCAAUUUCAAGUUUUAGCUUCUUUGCUGGCUUUCUGAGAGAGUAAAUGCUCACCGAUAUUGAUCAAACAUCCAAAUAAUGCAUGAAUUGUUAAACUAACCCCUAGUAAUCAUCAUUCCCCAGCCCUUUCCAUCUGAACCUCCCAGUAUUUGUGUCAUUUCUCUUUCUCCAUUUCACAAUAACGUUCAUCUCUAACACUCUUCUGUCUGUCGGCAUGCUUGAACACCUCGAUUUCUUCUGCUAAUUUCUAAAACUGCCAUAGUACAGUCGGACCAAUGUCUGUAGAUGUUUCUUUUUUUAUUUAAAUAUUAACGUAGUGUCUUAUUUCGAAAACAUUCCUUCAUUGCAGUCUAGUGCAAAUGGUCUUACCGUAGCACAUGUAAGUGUAAAGUAUCUUUAACUAAAAAAAAUAAUAAUACACGCGAUGAAACUUGUGUCGAAAAACGUCGGUCAUACAAACCAUAGGAGAAAAAUAGUUAUAGUUAAUAGCUGUAAGGAUAAGUUUUGGAUUAGACUUUCAAUCUGUCCAAAUGAUUUUCUUUUGUAAAAAUGGGUGAUGUUAUCUUAACAUUACACUUACAGUAUACUGUGGAGAUGUCAUUAAUGUCAAACUGUGGAUAUGGGCUUGAAAAAACAAUUCUAACGCGAGGUGAUAAAAAUGGGGCCGUUGCGUAAAUAGAUUAAUUUCCAUAAAGCAAAUACUUACUGGCCCUACAUGGACACUGUAAAGCCUUAGUCUUCAGUCACUUCUAUUAGUUACUGUAGGAUAUUACCAGUCAAACACACCCUCGUACAUUUAGUCCGUGCAGGGGGAGUGGCUGACUGAAGAAAACGGAAUCUGUUUAAAAUGCACAAAUAACCUUGUUUUUGAUGGCGCUGUCUGGCUGGUCAAUAGCCUGGCCAAAAGGAGAUCCUCGUGCAGCAAAACCUCUCCACAAGAAGAGCACAUUAAAAAAGACAAUUCCGCCUUAUUCGCUAAUCCAGGAACAGGGACCGAGGCUAAUGAGGAAAAAAAGAAAAAAAAGUCAAAUUCACAGUUGAGUUUUAGGUCAGCAACUUUGGGGUAGGCUCAGAAAUAUACUGUCAAAAGGUUAGCGACGAGAAAGCAAUUACUCAAAAAAAUAGCAGCGCUCCUAAGAAGAGUGUUUUGCUAGCGCAGUGGUUCUGUCUCAGUGUUUCUCCCUAUAGUUAAGGCCUUUUUGUUUUCUUUUUUAAAUAUAAUAGAUUCUAUUUUUAUUAUAGUAUAUUUUUGUGUGAAACAGACAGGUAAAGAGGAAGUGUGCAAUCAGUGCUAUUUGCUGCCGACAGCAGCGAGCUCCUCUUUACCUCUGUCUGGCGUGUUUUUUGUAAUUCAGCUCCGUGCGUUAUACACUGCCAAGCAACAAGGGAGAGGCUUCUAUUCUUAUUGCAGUCGUUUCUUUUCAUCGGUGCCCUCGCUGGUUUUGGUCUUAAAAACAUCCUUUUACAUGUUUCCAGCAUUGACUAUACUACCCUUUUGGCUACCUUAUGAGCAGGAGAGCAGGGCAAUAUGAUGCACUUGCUUUUUGUUAAUGCUUUGUCAAACUAAGGCCUUGUACACAUAAAAAAAAAAGAUCUGAAAUUGUUGGAAUUUCAGUUAUUCAAUUAAAUCUCUGUCUCAUGAAACGGAAGAUUUCCAAGUGUGCAGGAACAAGGAAGCGACUCAGCUCAUGCUCUACUGCCAUUAAUGUCAUUGUUAACAAUCCUAAAAUGUAUGCAUUUUGAUUUCAGAUCUUACAGUAGACUGGAAAGAUAAUGAGACCAUGAAACUACCAACAAUAUUUCAAAGCAAGUGUGUGUAAAGCCUUAGUAGCCUUUUCAACAUGACUUCUUAUCUUCCCCACCAGCUGAGUAGACCAGCCUGCCCCCCCUUUUGCUCAACUCACUGAUUCAGAAUCCUACAGUGUGUGUGUGUGCGUGUGUGCGUGUGUGUGUGUGCCUGUGUGCGUGCAUGUGUGAGUGCAGGUGGAUCAAUGUGUGUGUGUGUGUGUGCUAGAAUAGCUCUGUGUUGGGAAUAUCCCCGGUUUAUCCCGACAGAUUAGGCCGCUUAAAUCUCAGAGUGAGGGCACGUUGUUUCCUUGACCACUGAAGCGCAGACAGUUUCACAGAUCUGCCGGCCAGCUCUAUUAGGAAGGACCCGAACCUUAACAAACCCUCCACCCUACCCCCUCUACCUAUUUUUUCCUCCAAAAGUGAACUGCAGAAGAUUACCAAAGACCAGAUUUCCAUGCUUACGCUGCCAAUUGCCAUCAAAAACAAGCGGAGAGAAACAGGUUAUCCAAACUAUCGAAAGUCUGUUUUAAAUACCUUUACCCUAUUUAAUCCACAGAUUACAGGACCAUUACACACUACUUAUACGGUGUGUCAGUUUGGCUUGUGAGUGUGCCAUUCUAACAUAUGCAAGUUAAACCAAAACGUAAGGGCCGCAUGCUUCAAAUCUCAAACACAGUCCGCCCCACCAUCCAGGUCCGAAGAAGAGCCUCUUUAAUCUGGAAAGUUUUUAGACACACGAUCCUAUAACUAAUAAUAGCACAACUCUUCUUUUUUUUUGUGUCUCCAUAGUGCUGCCAAGUUCUAAAAUGAUAUAAAAUAACUAUAGCUAUUAAAGAUAAACCUAGAAAAAAUGUUAUAAAAAAUCUGCAUUGUUUGGUGUUGUAAUAUGGGGGUGUUUUGGGGGGUAGGGGGUCCUAUAUCCUCAGGUUUAAGGUAUUAUUUACCAAAAUAUAUAUAUGAGGACAAAAUCUAUAUUAGCAAAGCAAUGUAAAAUUGGGUUUUUGGCAAUAGAAAAUCAUUAUAGGGUUACAAAUGUGGUCCUUUUAGCCAUCCUACUGAAGUGAAAUAACACUACUGAUUGGGGUAGGACUUCUGUGUUAUCCAUGAAUCCAAUCUGUUGCGAGUGCUCAACCAAUUUGGUCACAAUAGUGAAUAUGAAGUGAGUGCUCUGUUUUUUUCUCUCCUGUUGCUUUACUGUCCGUAUGAAAAGAAGUGCGUAUAUAUUUUAACACCGUGGCACUUUUUUUCUGUUGUGAUUCAUUCGUUUUGGUGGGAUGGGAACACGAUUCGGUGGAGAAUAUUGUCUUUAUGUCAACCUUAAGAAUUGUUCAGUGAUCUCAACGCUACGUUCAAGUCAUUUGGGGGGGUGAUCCGAAAUGCAAGUUGCCAACACAGGAAAAAAUGUUCAGACCCUCUUCCAGGUUUGAAUUAUAACUUGUGAAUUUGUAAUUCAAACUUGGAAGGAAACAAGCAGAAAGAAAGAGACCAAUCUUUCAAAAGGCGUCAUUUAAUAUGUGCAGAGCAGGAAAUAUUCCCCAAUGUUAACCGUCGCCCCCAAAUGGUAUGAAAGCAGCAAUAGGAGGGAACCUUUUGAGUCUCUGAAUGGUCACUGGAUGGCUAUAAUUGUACAAUAUUCUACUUAAAAUAUAUGUUUUUAUUUUCAAACCAAAUAUUGUGUUGUUUUUUUCUUUUGCAUCAAUUUAGUAAUAACUCCAGAUGUCACUGAAUUGUUUAUAUGUAAGCACUGAUGGGUAAAGGUAAAGAAAAUGGGGAAGUUAAUGGGAAAAAAAAGUAUUUUUACCUUCAAUUGUCCAGAAUGCUUAGAAUGAUUCUACAGUUUACAUCAGAUUGCCGUUUGUAUCUACAAGAUCUAUUUUUUGUUUAAAUCUGUUUAUUUUUGAGGUAAAGAUUUUGAUUUCUCUUUGGGACUGGGGUUUCUGGGAUGAAGGCCCGUAUUGCCCCUGGUCGUCUGGCCUUACAGGAGGGACAGGACUGGAGGAUCACGGGCAAUGUGCUCAGUUUUCUUUCUUACUUUAUUUUUCUUUUCCUUUGCUUUUUAUUUAUUGAUAGAUUUAUUGUGCUGUCAUUUGGUAUGGGAUUAGAAAACUAAACAAGGUUGACUCAACGCAAAGAAGAGGAGACUGAAUGAAAAACUAAAGUACAUAAAAUAAUUGUAGUGUAAAUCUAUCAAUGUCUUAUUAUAUUGAUGAACAUCAUGAAAUAUAUGUAUAUUGGAAAAACAGUAUCUAUGACAACUUGUACUUUUGUGUGUGCUUCACGUGCUUUGUGGGUGUGCAACAAUGGGCAGAUGCAAUUUUGACCGCAAUUCUGGGACCUUAUCUGACCUGUAUGAAUAAGCAUAAAUUUAUUAUCAAUACAAA
Messenger RNA from Sebastes umbrosus (honeycomb rockfish), 5646 nucleotides. RefSeq names its product vesicle-associated membrane protein 2 (gene vamp2). Gene Ontology annotation, molecular function: SNAP receptor activity; syntaxin-1 binding. The transcript has 5 exons. Lineage: Eukaryota; Metazoa; Chordata; Actinopteri; Perciformes; Sebastidae. The record is from RefSeq and is a predicted model, not a curated record. Gene Ontology annotation, biological process: vesicle-mediated transport; SNARE complex assembly; vesicle fusion. The coding region runs from base 366 to 689 and encodes 107 amino acids. Gene Ontology annotation, cellular component: SNARE complex; plasma membrane.